CCAGUAAUCUGCCUGGGAGCAGCAGAUACAUUCUCAUUGUUUGCCAUUUCCAGUUUCCAGUAAUGGGAACGAUUACUUGAUGCGGCCAGUUUCUGCUGAAGAUCUGGGAAAACAUACAAAUUUUAAUGGCAAAUUUUUAUCAGUUUCCAUAAAAGAACAAGGGAAAAAAGCAUAACGUGGUUUUGGUACCUGGAGGCAUCACCUCUGAUAAUGAAUAUUGUUUUAUUUUGGAAUUAAAGUGUCUGUUCUUCAGGAACGAGAUGUAUCUUGCUCUGCUGGUGAUUUUCUUGCAGUGUUCAGAAGUUUAUGCUCAGGGGAAAGUUUUUACUUUCAACAGAGUUGAAAUCAGGGUUCAGCCAUCUGUCAAAGUGAAGAAUGGAGCUCCAAUGUCAAUUAGCUGCCAUGCUGAUAUUAGCAAAAAUACUGAUUUCCAGCUGAAGCAUAAUUUUACAAUUUUUAAGAAUGGGAAGCUUGUGUUUAUGACCGUAUCAGACAAAGAAGAUGCAUGGUAUGAAAUACCUGCAGCCAGGUCUUCAGAUACAGGAGACUAUGAAUGUACUGUGAAAGCAGAUGGAAAGCUGAGUUUCAGUAACUCCAUCUAUGUUUGGGUAGCAGGAAUGACCAAGCCAAUCCUGACUGCAGACAAAAAAGAAGUUAUAGAGGGUGAAGUUGUGAAAUUACGUUGUGAGCUGCCAGAAGAAGUACCUCCUUUAGAGUUCGUUUUCCGGAAGAUAAAGACAAAUUCAGCACCUAAGGAAAAACAUGUACUUGAACAAAACCAAAAUUUUUCUGAAAUGGAAUAUUAUGUUGAAGAGGGAGAUAAUAUUUUACAAUUUGAUUGCUUUGGCAAGAGACAAAUAAGAUCGGGAUGGGAAAGCUCACAACACAGCAACAGAACACUUGUUACAGUCAAGGAACCAUUUAUAAAGCCCACUCUGAUCACCAAGCCCUCGAAUAAUGUUACAGAGGGAGACCAAAUAGAAUUUGAAUGCUCAACUGUGGUAGCUCAAAUUCGUGACAUUGAAAUCAUCUUCCAGAAAAACAGAACAAUACUGAACAAUGUACGAGAUAAGAAAUUUUUGAAAUACUCUACAGUAGCUACUCAAGAGGACAGUGGUGAAUACCUGUGUAAGGUGGAGCAAGGAGCGGUGUCUAAAACCACCAAACUGAAUGUCUAUGUGUCAGAAUUAUUCCCCAGGCCAACGCUGUCUGCUUCUAUGACUAAGUUGGAUGAAAGUAAAGAUUUGAUUUUGAGUUGCAGCAUUAAUGGUGUUCGGAGAGCCAACUUCUCUAUGUUACGGAAAAGUCCCAGUGGAGAUGUCCUGUUGAAAAAUUCUAGAGUCUUACCAAUUAAAGUUAGUGUGAAUGAUACUGGAUUUUACACCUGCAAAGCUGAAGUAAAAGGAAUAGUCAAGGAGAGCAAACCUGUAUGGAUAAAUGUUUAUGCUCCAGUCUCCAAGCCAACUCUUUCUGUUGUCAGUGGUUCACCAGAGGUGGUAUUAGGGAAGCCUCUACAUUUAAUCUGUCAUUCAGUGAUGGGAACACCACCAAUAACAUUCACAUUCUACAAAGGGGAUGAAAUAAAGAAAAAUGUAACUAAUGACACAUAUGCUACAUUCUUGGAUGAAGAUAUUGGGCUAAAUGACAAUGGAGGAUACAAAUGUGAUGCUAGAAACAAUCACUCCAGUGGUGUGAAAACUAGCAACAUUCUAAAUGUCACAGUGAUAGUGCCAAUCAGGGAUGCCAGUUUGGGCAGUAUUCCGUAUGGAGAAGUAGAAGUUGGCAGUGAUACUGCUUUCCUCUGCUCUGUAAAAGAAGGAUCUUGGCCAAUUGACUUCAAGUUUUUUAAAAAAACUGAUCGUGAAGUUCUUCUCCAUGAAGUAAGGGAAUAUUCAGACAGAACCAUAUGGCACAAGAAAACAAUGAAGAGGAGGGAUACAGGGACUUACUAUUGCAUGGCUUCGAACCGAGCCAGCGUGGAUGUGAGGAGCCGUCCAAUAACCAUCAGUGUCAUCUUAGCAGCGUGGCAGAAAGGAGUCAUUGCUGCAUUUGUCCUAACAGCCAUGGCAGGAGCAGGAGCAGUCGCUUUGUGGUGGUUUUUGCGUAAGAAGAAAAAGGCUAAAGGACCAUCCAUGGAGAUGUCUGGUUCUCCCUUGGCUCCAAACUUGACAAGUGAAAAACUAACAAGACAGCCCAGUGAUGGAAACUACUAUUCAGGAUCAGGUUACAUUGAAGAUAAUGAAAACCACAUGAAAUCAACAGAUGAGAGUAAAGGACCUGACCUUGAGAGUGCUGAGGUGGAUUACACUGAAGUUGAAGUCUCCACGCUUGAUCCUCACAGAGCUCCUGAACAGAAGGGGACUGAAACAGUUUAUAGUGAAAUCAGAAAAACUUAUAAUGCAAAAGCCCAGGAGUCCAACCUACUUCAGGAAGGCAGUGAUUCAGACAUACGUGUGCUUAUGGAAAUCACAUUCUGUGGAAAACAGGAAUUCUCAGAGAAUAUAUGGGCAUCCUGAUGCUACCUAGAAGAGUCACCUCAAAGAUCAUCUGGGAGAAGAAAACAAGCCAAGAUGGAAGAUGUUGAAAGUAUUUCAAAGGCUUUGCAGCAGUUAUUUAUGAGUUUGCCAGACUCGUCUUUUCAAAGUUUAUUUCCUUAGGAGGAACAAUAGAGAUGUUCCCAAAGCAUUUAAUGGAAAAAAAUUAGGAAUAAAAUUCUCAUAGGAAAGUGGCUCUAGAAACCACUGACCCAGGUUCUCAUCUGUAAUUUCUCCUGCUAAUGCAAUUGUGCCUUUUUUGCCUCCAAUUCAUCAUGCUCUAAGGAAACAAAGGGGGAGCUACAGCUGAGGAAGUACAUUUCUACAAUGCAGCAACUACUGUGAUAACAGUAGGACAUUGAAAUAGCUAAGCUUGCUUUAAACUCACGAAGCUGGUUAUCAGUGCCACCACUGUGGCAGAACAGAGCUCAGCACAGCCUGGCCAGCCAGGCAUGUACCUUGACAUGAUCUUGCAGCUUGUGCUGAGCUCCCUGUGCUGCAGCAGCUGGACUGCUACCAGGCUUGGAGCCAGCUCAGUUAUAGCUCACGGGGAUGUGACACUGCAGGGAGGGCCUGAGGGAAGAGUGAGCUCCAGGCUCCCUAAAAACUUGAAUAACUGUCAGAGAUUCAGACUUUACCAAGUGCUUCUAUCAGAGGCACAGUCUUCAUUCUUAGCUAAAUUGCUUGUCCCCAUUAAAAGUUCUGAUGCUUGUUGGUAAAUUUGAUGUGAUGGUUCUUCAAGAAAUGAUUGUCCAUCACAGUUAUUUUGGCUGAUUCUAUGAAAAGUCUUCAUUGAGUGGAUAUAACACACCCAGGUCUGCGAGUUUGUACCUGAAAAUCCUGUUAUGUACAAUCCUUAUUCCUUUGAUUUUAGGAGAGAUCUGAAGUUGUACUUGUGCCCACUUUCUCCAGUAUAGAAUUCCAUACCCAUCCUUUUUCUCUAUAGAAUGAUAAACCACUAACAUGGAUCUAGUUUGACACAGAUCUAAUCCUGCAGCCCAUGCUUAUGUUGGCUGCAUUAGUUUAAAAAAAGAACACAAAUCAAAAGAGCAAAAAUACUGUCCCCAACCCCUUAACCAGCUGUGUUUUGACAUUGCAGUUGCUCUUUUUUUCUUACUUCAAAUUAAAUUCCUACAACAUCUGAGUUACAGGUAAGAAGGUUCUCAUUUUAAUUACAAAAUAGUGAAAAAGAGGCCAUGGGUUUGUAUAUAUUUAUAUUGUUACUGCUUUAAGCGUUGCAUCAAAGGUGCAAAACCAGCAAGAAACACAAAAGGGGUUUAUAUCCUCCAUUCCAAAUGUUUAAAAUUUCAAGCUGAAAAAAAUACUGAUUAAUAUCUCUAAUUUAUUGUUCCCUGUGCAAAUUUGUGCACAUUGUGCAAUUUAUUUUUCCCUGUGUUUGUAUCAUGAGCCUAUCACAACUGACUUCAUAGCUCUCUUCUGUUGACAAAUGUUCUUUCAGCAUCCCAUGAGUGUCCAUGCAAAUGCGUUAGUAUAAGAAAUGUGAAAAGGUAUUUUAAUAAAGAAAACUCUGAAUUGAA
This is a messenger RNA of Parus major (Great Tit), 4072 nucleotides long. It is a transcript of the gene PECAM1, whose product is annotated as platelet and endothelial cell adhesion molecule 1. The transcript is spliced from 17 exons. The record is from RefSeq and is a predicted model, not a curated record. Gene Ontology annotation, biological process: cell surface receptor signaling pathway. Bases 261 to 2516 code for a protein of 751 amino acids. Gene Ontology annotation, molecular function: transmembrane signaling receptor activity. Lineage: Eukaryota; Metazoa; Chordata; Aves; Passeriformes; Paridae.